AUGGCUCCCGCGAACACCCUCUCCGCCUGGUCUGACCUCCAGUCGCACCACUCCAAGGUCGGCAAGACCUUCGUCCUCAAGGAUGCCUUCAAGUCCGAUCCUGAGCGCUUCUCCAAGUUCGCUCGCACCUUCACCCUCCCCAGCGACAUCUCCAGCGAUAGCCCCAGUGAGACCGAUAUCCUCUUCGACUUCUCCAAGAACUUGGUAACCGAGGAGACCCUUGAGAAGCUCGUCAAUCUCGCCGAGGAAGCCGGCGUUGAGAAGAAGCGCGAUGCCAUGUUCGCUGGCGAGAAGAUCAACUUCACCGAGAACCGCGCCGUCUACCACGCCGCUCUGCGCAAUGUCUCCAACCAGGAGAUGAAGGUCGAUGGUGUUGAUGUCAUGAACACCAAGGGCGGUGUCAACGACGUUCUCGAGCACAUGAAGGAGUUCUCGGAGCAGGUGCGCAGCGGCGAGUGGAAGGGUUACACAGGCAAGAAGCUCACCAACAUCAUCAACGUUGGUAUCGGCGGUUCCGACUUGGGCCCCGUCAUGGUCACCGAGGCCCUCAAGCAUUAUGGCGCCAAGGACAUGACCCUUCACUUCGUCUCCAACAUUGACGGCACCCACAUGGCCGAGGCCCUCGCCGCCUCCGACCCCGAGACCACCCUCUUCCUCAUCGCCUCCAAGACCUUCACCACCGCCGAGACCACCACCAACGCCAACACCGCCAAGUCGUGGUUCCUCGAGAAGACUGGUGGUCAGGGCGAGAUCGCCAAGCACUUCGUUGCUCUCUCGACGAACGAGGCCGAGGUCACCAAGUUUGGCAUUGACGCCAAGAACAUGUUUGGCUUCGAGAGCUGGGUUGGUGGUCGCUACUCGGUUUGGUCCGCCAUCGGCUUGUCCGUCGCCCUCUACAUUGGCUUCGAGAACUUCCACAAGUUCCUCGCUGGUGCCCAUGCCAUGGACAACCACUUCCGCACCGCUCCUCUCAAGGAGAACAUCCCCGUGCUCGGCGGUCUUUUGAGCGUCUGGUACUCCAACUUCUACAACGCCCAGACUCACCUCGUUGCUCCCUUUGACCAGUACCUCCACCGCUUCCCUGCCUACCUCCAGCAGCUGUCGAUGGAGUCCAACGGCAAGACCAUCACCUCGGACGGUUCCGCGGCCAAGUACACCACCGGCCCCAUCCUCUUUGGCGAGCCCUGCACCAACGCCCAGCACUCCUUCUUCCAGCUCGUUCAUCAGGGCACCAAGCUGAUUCCCGCCGACUUCAUCCUCGCCGCCAAGUCUCACAACCCCAUCUCGGAUAACCUUCACCAGAAGAUGCUGGCGUCGAACUACCUCGCUCAGGCCGAGGCCCUCAUGGUCGGCAAGACCGCUGACGAGGUUCGCGCCGAGGGCAACGUGCCCGAGAACCUCGUUCCUCACAAGGUCUUCCUCGGCAACAGGCCCACCACCAGCAUCCUUGUCGGCGGCCACAUCGGUCCCGCCGAGCUGGGUGCCCUUAUUGUCUACUACGAGCACCUCACCUUCACUGAGGGUGCCAUCUGGGAUAUCAACCCGUUCGACCAGUGGGGUGUCGAGCUCGGCAAGGUGUUGGCCAAGAAGAUCCUCAAGGAGAUCGACGAGCCUGGUGCGGGCAGCGGGCAUGACGCUUCUACCGGCGGUCUGCUUGAUGCGUUCAAGAAGUAUGCUAACUUGUGA
Sordaria macrospora k-hell is the source of this 1686-nucleotide messenger RNA. RefSeq lists its product as uncharacterized. Gene Ontology annotation, biological process: gluconeogenesis; glucose 6-phosphate metabolic process; glycolytic process. Gene Ontology annotation, cellular component: cytosol. NCBI's taxonomy places the organism in Eukaryota, Fungi, Ascomycota, Sordariomycetes, Sordariales, Sordariaceae. Gene Ontology annotation, molecular function: glucose-6-phosphate isomerase activity; monosaccharide binding; carbohydrate derivative binding. The record is from RefSeq and is a predicted model, not a curated record.